AUGUCCGCUACCACAAUAUCUUUCAUUAUAAUCAACACAAUUGGCACUGGUCUCGGUACUUUUGUGAACCUAUUUCUCUGUUAUGUGGCAGUUUUUCACAGUCCUCCAAUUAUCAAAACGUACUCAAUUUUGAUUAUCAAUACAACUCUUACAAAUAUUGGAGUUUGUGUUACUGGCUUUUUGUUGCAAGAAAGAAUAAUACAGGCUCGAUUUUCUUUGUUUUACAUCUCCUACGGUCCUUGUACAUUGAUAGGAGAGCGAUUUUGCUUUAAUGUAUUCGGUGCCUACCUCCAUUUUCACACGUACGCUCUUUGGCUAAUUUUUCUCUCUUUUGCCUAUCGGUUUUACGUCAUGAUUCAAAAAGAGCCCAGCCGUCGGGCACUCCAAUUUUCCAUUUUCCUUGUUUACAUUCCUUCCAUGACCCAAUUCCUCGCGAUGAUCUUCCAAGAAAUGGAUUUGAUCGAAGUUCGAGAAUCUCUAAGUUCUAAAUUCCCUCAGUACAAUUUGGCUGGAUUAACCGUAACUGGAGCAGUCGACAUUAUCACUUUUGCACCGUUAUAUACCCUUAUCCAUAUGACAGUUAUCAGUAUUCCAUUGGCAAUUGGAAUUCAGAUUUUGAGAAGAAAAAUUAUAUCUGUUUUGGUUUUGAAAGGAGUGGACUUGACAACCAGGUCAAGAAAUUUACAUGCUCAGUUGUUAAAGACACUAACAUUCCAAGCCACAGUCCCAUUGAUCUACUUUCUCGACGUCUUCCUUUUUUUCCUCACGCACAUCUGCAAUCAUCCGAUUCUCGAGUUUUCCAUUAUCAUUCCUUCUUUAUUUGUUCCAAUUUUGACCCCAUUAUCCUCACUCUAUUAUGUGACCCCAUAUAGAAAUUUCGUUCGAAAAUUGCUUAUUCGUGUGAGGCCUAAACUUCAAACAGUCGGUUCCAGGAGUAUUCUUCAAGUGACUUCUUUAGUUGAUUAA
Molecule: messenger RNA, 966 nt
Organism: Caenorhabditis briggsae
Lineage: Eukaryota; Metazoa; Nematoda; Chromadorea; Rhabditida; Rhabditidae
Gene: Cbr-srd-8
Product: Protein CBR-SRD-8
Exons: 3
Coding region: 1-966 (321 amino acids)
Source: RefSeq, a predicted model, not a curated record